AUGACAGUUGAUACUCAAAUCGAGAACAAUACUAUAACCACCACUGCUCCUGCUGAUACAAAAGAUGCUGCCGUCGCUGACACUACCAUUGCUCCCUCGGUUCGUUCACAAAGCACGGCUUCCGAUAAAUCAUGGGACGCACAAUCAACAACAACAGAAUCAGUAGAAACGGUUGAAACAUCAUCUGCUCAACCAACAUUCGAUCCUCAAUCAGAACAACAACAACAACAACAACAACAACCAGCACGGCGAAGGGAUCGAGGUCUUACCAUCACACAAAAGGAUGUACCAUCCACAGAAUCAAACCCCGAAGCACAGCAACAAGAGGAUGACAAACUUGAUGAUCAAGAGAGUAUCAAUGACACCACCGAUUGGGAAUUCUGGUCUCGAGUGGUAUCGGACUUUGCAAGCGUGAAUAAGACCGAGCGACAAGUGCUAUCCCUUCAUAUUCAACGAGGGAUGCCACCCUCUUUACGCGGCAUGAUUUGGCAGCUGUUUGCAAACUCAAAGAAUGUCACUUUGGAAGAAAAAUACUUGCAACUUAUCAAUGAAGACUCAGUAUACGAGAAAGCCAUUGCUCGUGAUCUCCCUCGUACCUUCCCAAAUCAUUCCUAUUUUCAAAGCAAGGCCGGUCAGGAAGCGCUCUUUAAUGUCGUAAAAGCCUAUUCCUUGUACGACGCGGAUGUCGGGUACUGCCAAGGUUUAUCUUUUAUUGCUGGUCCUUUACUAUUAAAUAUGCCAGAAGAGGAGGCGUUUUGUGUCCUUGUACAGCUCAUGCAACGAUAUGAUCUCCGCGGUCAUUUUGCUCCACAACUUGAUUUGCUUCACCAGCGACUAUACCAGUUUGACGGCGUGCUCAACGAUCAUUUACCACACAUCCAUCGUCAUUUUGAAAGCCAAGGCAUUCGUUCUUCAAUGUACGCUUCUCAAUGGUUCAUGACUCUCUUCGCCUACAAGUUUCCCCUUGACUUUGUAUUCCGUAUCUAUGAUAUCCUUUUGGCAGAGGGCAUCGAAGCUAUCUACAGCUUUGGUUUAGCACUCAUCCAAAAAAAUCAAUCCACCAUUCUCAGCCUUGAAUUCGACGCUUUGGUCAAUUAUCUCAAAAACGACAUGCUGGAUGUGUACAACAAUGAUGCAGCGGAACUUAUUCGUGAUGCAUACCUCAUCAAGAUCUCACCAAAGCGAUUUAAUCGUCUUGCAAAAGAAUAUCGAGUUGAAGCAGCACGUGCAAAUAGCGAAGCUGAAGCCAUUGAUACAUUGAAAAAGCAAAACAAGGGAUUAUCGGAGACCGUUCGUAACCUCGAGAGCAGCAUGACUGAGCUUAACCGAGAACAUGCACAAAUUGCGAACGAGUUGAUAGAAUCAAAGAUGGAUGUUGCUCGUAUCAACGAUGAAAAUGAUGCAUUAAGGCAACAAUCACAAGAUCUUAAGCGUGCUUUGGAGACGUUACCAGGCGAGAUAGAAGCCCGUGUCAAGGAAGAGAUGGAAAUCUUGGUGACCAAGAAUGCAGCUUUAGUGCAACGCAAUUCAGCUUUGGAAGAUCAAAUGGCUUAUAUGGAGAAUAUGGUGGCAGAGAUGAAGGCAAAGUAUGAAGAAAGCGAAAAAGAUCGAGAGAUACUACGCCAACGACUAUCAGAAUUGAAAAAGCUAGUUGAAUGA
Messenger RNA from Lichtheimia ornata, 1659 nucleotides. RefSeq lists its product as uncharacterized. NCBI's taxonomy places the organism in Eukaryota, Fungi, Mucoromycota, Mucoromycetes, Mucorales, Lichtheimiaceae. The transcript has 3 exons. The coding region runs from base 1 to 1659 and encodes 552 amino acids. The record is from RefSeq and is a predicted model, not a curated record.